Colletotrichum chrysophilum is the source of this 1002-nucleotide messenger RNA. RefSeq lists its product as uncharacterized. The record is from RefSeq and is a predicted model, not a curated record. The transcript has 2 exons. Lineage: Eukaryota; Fungi; Ascomycota; Sordariomycetes; Glomerellales; Glomerellaceae. Bases 1 to 1002 code for a protein of 333 amino acids.
AUGGUCACCCUCCUCCCCUCCCUCUGGCCAUGCCCAGAUCUCAAGAAAGUCUCUCUCCACGCCCCCGAGAGCCUGUCUUCGUGGUUCAACAUGCCGUUCUCUACCUACCUCGUCCAGGCCUCUGUCGCGGCCCUGCUCGUCGUCCUCGGCGUCCACAUGCAGACCACCGCCGCCCAGGUAACGCCGCCGACCUGCACAAACGUCGACCAGCCGAACCCCCUCUGGGCCCAGCACCCGAACAACGCAACUGGCGUGCUGAACGUCACCAUGGCCAUCUUCCCGAUCCCCAUGGCCGCCGCGCGCCAGAUGGUCCCCUUCGCCAUCCUGGAAAACAACCUCCGCGCCGUGAUGCCAGACUUCCCCGCCGGCAUGUACCCUGUCGUCGUCCAGGCCGGACACGACCACGACAUCCGCUUCCAGGACUUUGGCAUUCCCGACUUCAGUAAAGCUGGAUACGAGUUCCCCUUCCUGGACCUCCUCGGCGACGGCACCUCCAACUUCCGCUGGGCCCCGGAGCAGCUCAUCUCGGAAACCAACCCCGCAGCCGUCACCGGGUCCCAGGCCUACGGCACCACCGUCCACGCCGCGACCUUCGCCCCGGACUGCAACGCCUACAGCGCCCUCUCAACCUGCAGCGGCAGCACCUACUUCAACGGCUCCUCCGCCGCGGGCGACAAGCGCAUCUCCCUCACGAUGCGCCGCGCUGCGGAGCAGCAGCCGAUCCCGUACACGCUGUCCAUGUUCGACAGCAUCAUCAACCAGCCCAUCUUCGCCAACGGCACCGCCUGCGACCAGCAGAUCCGCCUCUUCAACACCUCCCUGUCCCAGGGCGCCUUCGCGCCCGUCCCCGUCCGCGGCUCCGUCCGCUCCAGCCUCGGCCCGUUCCCCGCCGACGCGGCGUUUGGGGAUGUGGCCGGCUUCCAGGUCGCGACGCCGUUUAUCGAGAACAACUACCUCCCGUGCGAUAUGUUUAGAGGAUACAACCCGGUUAAGACCACUUGA